UUCAACUUGUGGCCAAAAAACACAGAAUAUCAAAGAGAAGAAACCCUUCCCUUCACAUUGUAUAUACACUUGAAGAUUCACCACCAGUUGCUUUUCUUCAAUUAUUACAAUUUCUAUCCUAUCUUCUCCUUUUCAGAAUGAAAAUGUCAAAGGGAAGUGAGGUGCAGAAGGUGAUGGUGAUCCUAACAUGCAUAGAUGUAAAUUGGAGUGGACUGAAAUGGUUGCCGGAUGCCUUGUCUCUUAACCCUGGAGAUGAACUCAUAUUACUUGGACUUCUCCACCUCGUUGCUCCUCGUGCUUUGUCUUUGUGGGCAGCUGCCAAACUUUUGGGAUACAAGGAUAAAGAGGAUGCAAAUAAGGUACUUGAAUCAACAAGAAAAUUUAGAGAGGAAGAGGUGAGAAGAAGGAAAGAAGAUGUCAGCAAAAGCCCUGGCUUAAUGCAGCUGCAGAAACUGUGUGAAAUUGAACAGGUUAAGGUAAGUGUGGAGGUAGAAGCAGGUUCAUCUCGUAAAGUGGCGGCUGUCAGAGUGGCGAAAAGGUUGGGUGCCACUUGGAUUAUCCUUGGCAGGGAGAUGAAGAAAGACAAACAAUACUUCAUGGAUAGGCUCUCAUGUAGAAUAUCAAGUAUCAAAAGCAACAAUACUGUUAUAGAACUCAGAGGUCCAAUCAAUGAACAUGUAUCAUAUGAUGAAAUGAUUCCGUCUUAUUCAUGGGAAGACCUCUCUCCACCCAGUGCUCAAGGAGCAACCUCAUGGAAAGAAACAGCAUUUUCUUGUUCUAGUAGGCCUUUGCUGCAUAGUUCCCGAACAUUAGUAGAGACUAAAAGCACUAUGAGAACCAGACAGGCAAUACAGGUGGAGAUGUCUCCUUUGCAACAUGAAGUACGUAAGACGCUUGAGAGUCCACAUAGGGGUGGCGAGAACCAAAUGGAGAAGGAAUUUGAAAAUUCUAUUUGUUCUGUCUGCAAGAACAGGCGGCCUACAAUUGGUCUGCAGAGGGACUUUACUUAUGAAGAGCUUCGUGAGGCUACAAAUGGGUUCUCGAGAAAGAAUUUCCUAUCAGAAGGUGGGUUUGGCUCUGUUUUCAAAGGUAGGCUGAAAGAUGAGCUGGUAGUAGCUGUUAAGCAGCACAAACCAGCCAGCCUCCAGGGAGAGAAGGAAUUCAAGUCCGAAGUGCAUUUGCUUAGCCAAGCAAGACAUCAAAAUGUAGUAGUGCUAUUGGGCUCAUGUGCUGAAGGAAGCCACAGGUUACUUGUUUAUGAAUACGUCUGCAAUGGCUCAUUGCAGGAACGCUUGUCAGAUGACAGCCAGGAGCCUCUCAACUGGGAGCAGAGAAUCAAAAUAGCCUUGGGAGCUGCCAGAGGCUUGGCGUAUCUCCAUGCACGCAACAUCAUCCACAGAGAUAUGAGGCCAGACAAUAUUCUCAUCACGCAUGACCAUGAAUCAAUGCUGGGAGAUUUUGGCCUUGCCAAAGCGCAACAGGAUGAUACAUCUGAUACUGGUGUGGUUGGCACUCUUGGAUACCUGGCACCGGAAUAUGCAGAAAGCGGGAAAAUGUCUACAAAGACCGAUGUCUACUCAUAUGGAGUGGUUUUAUUGCAGCUUAUCACUGGACGAAGUACCACAGAUGAGAUACCUGGAGGGAAAAGUCUCGUUGGAUGGGCAGAACCACUUCUGGAGAAGAAAAACUACCCAGACCUUGUUGACAAAAGGAUUCCAGACUCCCACAAUCUCCACCAACUAUUUUGGAUGGUGUUGGUUGCUGAGAGAUGUCUGAAAAAGAAUCCUGAUAAUAGGUGGACAAUGGAACAGGUGGUGAAUGUUUUGAACUGCAUAAAUAAAGUCAACACAGAUAUCAUUAUCGACUUCUCACCAGCAGAAUCGGAUUCCAGUAGCAGUAUAAUGAACUCUUAGUCAAACACUUUGCAUUCUGCCAAUUGUGUAAACCGUGCCUGACGCUCAGAUAUGUGAAGAGCAACCGAUUUUUCCAGAUGAGAUAUAUAUUUAUUUCUCUUAGUUACUGUUCGUAGUGCGUAGUUUAUCAGCCAAAACAGUCACACAGUUCUGUCUGUAAUAUAGAACACUUGGAAGAUAUGUGUCCGAAAAAACUCAUAACAUAAACAGAUUUGCAUGUAGAUAAUGUUGAAGGAAGCUUUCGAAUCAUCUUUGGAAAUAGGUGUAUGAUAGAUCAUGCAAAGAAGUGCAUAUGAUGUGUUGGUCUUAUUACAAUUUUGGUCUAUAGAUAAUUGGCCUUUUGGUCCUUUAAGAAAUGUAACCUGCAUUUUCAGAGAAUACAGUUUGUUGGAAAAUUUUCAGAGAUCAAAUUGUGUGGAGGUUGGCUGAGCCUUAAGUGUUGCUCCUCUAUCCACACUUUUGAUGCUCCACCGCAUUAACUUAUAUGCUA
Sesamum indicum (sesame) is the source of this 2403-nucleotide messenger RNA. Its product is annotated as putative serine/threonine-protein kinase PBL7. Gene Ontology annotation, molecular function: protein kinase activity; ATP binding. The record is from RefSeq and is a predicted model, not a curated record. Lineage: Eukaryota; Viridiplantae; Streptophyta; Magnoliopsida; Lamiales; Pedaliaceae. Gene Ontology annotation, biological process: protein phosphorylation.